AGUGUGGGAGCUCCGCCAGCUGGCCUGAGGGUGUGAGCAAUCACUCUUCUGCGGAAAGAAGCGAAGACGGAGAUGGAGAAGUCGUUCCUCGUAUUUCACUGUAAAAACCCCGAGGGGUCACAUGCCGACGUGCUGGCCAUGGGGAGUGGCUCCUUACGAGGAAGCUGUGCCCAGUGCUCGACUUGGGUAUUUCCCUGUGCACGGGCUACAGAAGGGAAGGCAGCAAGGCGGGCACGUGCUGUCCAAAGAGGAGCAUAAAGGAACAAAUCCACUUGAGCCCCUGCGUCCCCAGCCUUGCUCAGUGUCUGCAGCACCGCGUGGACGUGUGCGUGGACUCACACGCCCUCCAGGUCUGCUCGCCGACGCAGGAGCCACCAAGCGGCCAGUUUUUCUCAGGUCACUUCAGCGCCACAAUCAGAAUCCCCUCGGCACACCUCGCCCGCCUUGUCCUCCAGACUCGCCAGGCUCCGCGGGCCAGCGAGAACCGGCACGUCCUGUCAGUGUGCACGCGCGUGCGUCCACACUGCGUGGACGUGGGCGUGUCCCAUACCGUUUCCUGGAGGGAGACCGCUCCAGCAUGAAGAAUGAACCGCUCGCCGCUCCACCGCAGCCCCCGAGAGCGCACAGGCCCGUGGGAGCUGCGUCCCAAGCAAACGAGGGUCCUGUUGGGUGUCUGAGGACCAGCUCCUUGUGGGCCACCGCCCUCAGCUGUCUGUUCGAGUCUUGGCCCCUGAGAGGAGAAAGCUACUGUCCCUCUGGGCAAUUCCUUCUCUCUUUUGCAGUUUAAGUAAAUACCUAGGAAAGGCGGCAGAAGGUGUGCCCGUGAGAUUCCCAGGUAGCAUCGGAAGCAGGAGAGAAACAUGGCUCCCCCCCCCCCCCCCCACCGUCCUUCUAGCCCCACCCCUCUAGGGUUUCACCUCCCUCACUCGUCAUCCACUCAACACAUCUGGCGCCUGCUCUGUGCUACAUUUUGUGCGAGGCCCUGAGGAUACAAGCAUGGAUAAGAUGGCAUCCCUGCCCGCAGGGUACCAGCCGAGGCCAGCCCGGGGUACAGCCUCGUGUCCUCCACCCCGAGUGCGGGGCAAGGGAGAAACAGACGGCGGAUCCUUGAUGACUUCUUGCAAGCGAACGGUUCAGAGAGGAAAGUCUUCCAGGCUUCCGGUCUUACCUGGAAACCCGAAGGCAGUGCUGGGCGGUUAAAACUCGGUUUGUGGCUCCUUCUCCUGACCUCACACCGCUGGUCAUUCCGGAGGAACUCUCUGGAGCAUAAAGUCCUCAGCUUAGGAGGUGGCCUCCGUGUGGUUGGUCCUGCACAAGGAGACCUCCUAAAGAUGGUGACACUGAAGCACGAUUGGUCUGGAAAGAUCUGCCGCCUUCACACAGAAAUGUAGAAGGGGCAAGGGGCCCCCCGGAGAAGUUUCAGGCACUUGUCUGCUCCUUAUUAGAGUCCACAAGCCACACCACGUGAUGGGGAAGCACUGACUAUCAGGAAGCAGACAGAAGGCCUGUGUUCACAUCCCCUUGAAUCCGGUGGCUUCUCCGAAGACAGAAUUUCCCAGAGCAAAGUCUGGGCCAUUGGAA
Suricata suricatta (meerkat) is the source of this 1581-nucleotide messenger RNA. RefSeq lists its product as uncharacterized. The record is from RefSeq and is a predicted model, not a curated record. The transcript has 3 exons. Lineage: Eukaryota; Metazoa; Chordata; Mammalia; Carnivora; Herpestidae. Bases 122 to 787 code for a protein of 221 amino acids.